AUGUGGCUCGUAUCAUUCUGGUUAUUCCCGCUAGUCUCAGCAUGCAUGUGGGUUGCGAUGCUGAUUGCUAUGCUUGUCACCUGGGUCGUGGUGGGCAGGCCACACUAUGCUAGCAUGGAAACUGGACAGAACAUUGCGUACAUCUCGGAUGUCGGAGCGCAGGGCCUGAAGCCACUCUUCAUUGCAGGAAGUGUGGUCACAGUUGUGUUCUUCGAUUUGGGAAUCAUUUCGGAGCGAUGGCUUCGACACGCCGGCCAACUGGUCCCGAACAAGGGUAAAUUCGACAAGGGUUGCGCUGGUGCCUCGAUCUUCUUCGCUGUUGCCGGUGCCGCCGGUCUCAUCCUGCUUUCAUGUUUCGACACACUGCGCCACCCAAAGCUCCACGAUGGGUUCCUCGCCUUGUUCAUCGUUGGAUACGUGAUCAGUGCGAUCCUCAUCUGUAUCGAGUACCUCCGCAUCGGAAUCUUCUACCGCCACGAGCACCGCAUCCUGCUAGUCAGCUUCUUCAUCAAGGUCGCCUUUAUCAUCAUCGAGGUUGGACUUGCCAUUGGCUUCGGUGUUUGCAUGGGCAGCAAUGACAUAGCCAAGAAAGACCCCGGUGCGGUUUUAGAAUGGGUGAUUGCCUUUGUCUUCACCGGUUACGUUCUCUCCUUCUUGAUCGAUCUCCUGCCUUCUGUUCGAACCCGCCACCACUUGCCCCAGGGCCACAAGCACGUGGAGAUGGCCCAGGCAGGAUACAAUGGAAACUCUGAGGGCGUUUCCAUUGAAGAGCCCCUGACCCACGACUCCAUGGGCCCGAACUCAGGCUUCUAUCGUGGCCAGCGUGUUUGA
This is a messenger RNA of Penicillium antarcticum, 831 nucleotides long. Its product is annotated as Frag1/DRAM/Sfk1 family protein. The transcript is spliced from 4 exons. Lineage: Eukaryota; Fungi; Ascomycota; Eurotiomycetes; Eurotiales; Aspergillaceae. The coding region runs from base 1 to 831 and encodes 276 amino acids. Gene Ontology annotation, cellular component: plasma membrane. The record is from RefSeq and is a predicted model, not a curated record.